Lactuca virosa is the source of this 2397-nucleotide messenger RNA. The record is from the annotation of a GenBank genome assembly. NCBI's taxonomy places the organism in Eukaryota, Viridiplantae, Streptophyta, Magnoliopsida, Asterales, Asteraceae.
AUGCACAUGUUUGUAGAUGAUCUUAGAAUAAGAUCUACAGAAAUCCAAGGCUCCGGCAACUUGUAUGCCCUUUUAGACCUAAUGAACUCCCACCUCCCCCAGUGGAUAGAUUAUUCAUCGGUAUCUCUAUGCCACCUCCCAAAUCAAUCUUCUGAAUCGAAUCAGUGUUCUUUGAUGACGAGACAAAGUGGGGCAGUUGAAAAAGCCUUUGCCGAUCAUGAAAAUGAAGAGGCUGCAGAGAAGUGGAGGGAUGCUCUAAAAGAAGCAGCGGAUCUGGCCGGAUGGGAGUUGAAGAAUACUGCCGAUAGGCAUGAAGCUAAAUUCAUCCAGAAAGUUGUUGGAGAAAUUUCACUAGAGUUACGAUCCGUCAAUUUCAGCAUUGAUGAAACAUUAGUAGGCAUGGAGACUCGUAUCUAUGAUGUUUUAUCAUCUCUAGGAACAAGUUUAAAUGAUGUUCGCAUGAUCGGGAUCAAAGGAAUGGGAGGUGGUGGGAAGACAACUUUAGCCAGGGCUGUUUUUGAUCAAAUAUCCUUCCAAUUCGAAGGUGCAAGCUUCGUUGAGAAUGUUAGGGAAGUUUCAAAUGCUUCUUUGUCCGGAUUGAAGUCCUUGCAGAACCAAAUUCUUUCUGAUAUCAUAAAAGAUCAAGGCAUCACUGUAAGUAGUGUUUAUCACGGGAAAAGCAUGAUGAAGAGAUGGAUUCAUGGUAAAAAGGUUCUUCUUGUUCUGGAUGAUGUGGAUCAUAUAGAACAGCUUGAGGCGUUGGCUGGUGAGAUGAAUUGGUUUAAGCCAGGAAGCAGAAUUAUCAUUACAACAAGAGAUGAGCAAGUGCUCAUAGCACAUCGAGUGAAGUCGAUUCAUAACGUCAAGUUGUUAUCUGAUAAUGAAGCAAUUUGUCUCUUCAAUAGGUAUGCCUUUGUGAGAGUGAUUCCAGUUAUAGGGUACGAAGCGCUCUCACAACAAGUUGUGCAUUAUGCAGCUGGUCUUCCCUUAACGAUCAAAGUUUUGGGUUCAUUUCUUUGUGGUAAAAAUGAGCUUGAAUGGAUAGAUGCUCUGAAAAGACUUAAAACAAUUCCGUUAAUGGAAACUUUGAAAAAAUUAGAAAUAAGCUAUACCAGUCUAGAGGAGGAUUACAAAGAAAUAUUCCUAGAUGUUGCAUGUAUAUUUAAAGGAUGGUCGAAAGACUUUGCAAUCAAAGUGCUUGAAAGCUGUGGAUAUCAUGCUAGAACUGGUUUAAGAGUUCUUGAGCAAAAAUCUCUCAUAACCAUUUAUGAAGAUUCUUCUGAUGAUGAAGAGUGCUUGGGCAUGCAUGACCAUAUUGAAGAGAUGGGCAGGAAUAUUGUUCGUCGGUUGCAUCCGGAUAAGCCUAACAAACAUAGUCGGUUGUGGAUUACCAAGGAAAUUGAAGAUGUAUUGACUAAUGACUUGGGUACCCAAGAGACAAGAUAUAUAAAAUUUGACACACGUGACCUCAGUCCGGAAAUUCUAAUGAAUGGUCUUAGAAAAAUGAAGGAACUUAGAUUUCUUUACGUGCGUGGUGAAAGUAAAAGCGAUUGUUCUCAUCCGAAUUGGAAAUUUAUUAAAUUCCCAGACGCUUUACGAUAUCUGCAAUGGAACUAUUAUCCCUUCAGGUCUUUACCCAUAACAUUUAAACCAGCUAAUCUUGUUGCACUUGAGAUGAAUUCCAGUAAAAUCAUAAAACUUUGGGAAGGGGGAGAAAGAAAGGUUUUUAACAAGCUCAGAAUCCUUGACCUUAGUUGGUCAAGGCUCAGGACCCUUGAUCUUGGGCUUACUCCAAAUAUAGAGACAUUGAAUCUUAUAGGAUGCCGUGAAUUGGUAGAAAUUCACAUGCUUUCUGGAAGUAUAAAGCUCAUAACCCUUGACCUCAGUGGGUCAAUGUUGAAGACCCUUGACCUUGGGUUGGCUCUCAAUCUCGAGCUCUUAAAUCUUACAAAAUGUUCAGAUUUGGUAGAACUUCAGAUGCCCGAUAGAUCUCCAAAUCUGAGAUCCAUCAAACUUGGAUAUUCGAAGUUGAGGACCCUUGACAUUGGGCUGACUCCAAAUCUCGAGUAUCUAGAUCUUGAAAAGUGUUCUGAUCUAGAAGAACUUCACAUGGGCGAUGAAUGUCAAAAGCUCACAUUCCUUAACAUCAGUCGUUCAAAGUUCAAGAACCUUGACUUCAAGCUGACUCCAAAUCUCAAAACGUUAGAUCUUAAAAAUUGUUACAAUCUUGUAGAACUUCACAUGCUUGCUGGAUGUAAAAAGCUUAUAAGCGUUGACCUCAGUUGGUCAGAGUUGAGGAGCCUUGACCUUGGGUCGGCUCUCAAUCUCAUGCUCUUAGAUCUUACAAGAUGUUCAGAUUGGUGGAACUUCAGAUGCCCGAUAGAUCUCCAAAUCUGA